GCCCAACUCUAAGCAAGCGAACACAACUCAAAAGUCAAAGCCUCGUAUACAAGAGCAACCGUAGCUACUAAUUAAGCUCUCUAGCACUACACUGAAGACCGGGUCGACCUGAUGGAGCAGGUGACGAAGCUAGCGGGGCAGCGGGCGGUGGUGAUCUUCGGCAUGAGCUCAUGCUGCAUGUGCCACACGAUGACGAGCCUACUCCGGGAUCUCGGGGCGAACCCGACGGUGGUGGAACUGGACGAAGACCCUAGGGGGAAGGAGAUGGAGAAGGCGUUGGUGCGGCUCCUCGGCCGGAACCCUGCUGUGCCGGCCGUAUUCAUCGGCGGCAGGCUCGUCGGAUGCACCGACAAGGUCAUGUCCCUUCACCUCAGCGGCAAGCUUGUCCCGCUGCUUCGUAAUGCAGGUGCUGUCUGGGUGUAGCAUGGGAGGGUUUUGUAGAUAUUCGGCCUGAUGCAGAGAAUAAUGUAAUACACGUACCUGUACGUUGCUCUGUUAUCCUUUCUGUAUCAGGUGAUGAUGGAGCCCAAGGAAAUCAUGCAGGUGUUUCUUUUUUAUAAACUGUACCUGGGAAUACCUGUCCUGUCAAAGUGUUAAGCAUUAUAAUUAGUGUUGUCUUA
Triticum aestivum (bread wheat) is the source of this 620-nucleotide messenger RNA. RefSeq names its product glutaredoxin-C1. The coding region runs from base 112 to 423 and encodes 103 amino acids. The record is from RefSeq and is a predicted model, not a curated record. Lineage: Eukaryota; Viridiplantae; Streptophyta; Magnoliopsida; Poales; Poaceae. The transcript has a single exon.